Messenger RNA from Perca fluviatilis (European perch), 2384 nucleotides. RefSeq names its product uronyl 2-sulfotransferase a (gene usta). The coding region runs from base 294 to 1508 and encodes 404 amino acids. Gene Ontology annotation, cellular component: membrane. NCBI's taxonomy places the organism in Eukaryota, Metazoa, Chordata, Actinopteri, Perciformes, Percidae. The transcript has 8 exons. Gene Ontology annotation, molecular function: sulfotransferase activity. The record is from RefSeq and is a predicted model, not a curated record.
UCCACGUUAAGUAAUCUGACACCCAAAAGCCUCCAGAGCAGAAGGAUGGACCCUUAACUCGGCUGGAAGGACGGAAGGAAGGAACAGUCAUCCAACGAGCGCAAGCGAGAGGGACCGAGCAGAAGCGAAACGCUGAGCGCAAAAAACAACCCCGUGGCUGCGGCAGCGGAGGAGAGCUGGGUCCCUGCGCGUCUCCAUAAUAACUGGCCGUCCGCCUCAAAUGGUGUCACAGCGACAAGUUUCACUUUCCACAUGCGGAUGGAUGACUUUCCACGGCGCUUUGUGAGGAGGAGAUGAUGAAGAAUUUCAGCAGCAGUCCCCUUCACAGCAACAAACAGACUCCCAACCACGUUAGAGAGCGAAACAACAGAAAGUACAGCUUACUCUCUGCUAUACCGUUGCGGUUUUCCUUGCGAGGUUAUGGUUUCUGCAUGGCUACGCUGUUCUUCUUCUGCUUCGGCUCCCUUUUUUACCAGCUGAACGGAGGACCCCCUAAAAUCCUGCUGGACAUUCGACAGUAUCUCGGUAAAUCCACAUAUUUGGAUGACCACGGACCCACUGCUCCAAGAGUGCUACCGUUCCCCAGCCAGGUGGUUUAUAACCGUGUGGGGAAGUGCGGCAGCCGGACGGUGGUCAUCUUGCUGAGAUUACUGGCUGAGAAACACCAGUUCAACCUGGUCUCCUCUGACAUCCACAAUAAAACACGUCUCACGAAACAUGAACAGGUGGAUCUCAUGAAGAACAUCAGUAAUAUCCCUCAGCCAUUCCUCUACACACGGCAUGUUCACUUUCUCAACUUUACCAGGUUCAGGAUAGAGCAGCCAGUCUAUAUCAACAUAAUCCGGGACCCCAUCAACCGGUUCCUCUCCAACUACUUCUUUCGUCGCUUUGGUGACUGGAGGGGUGAGCAGAACCACCUUAUCCGCACUCCAGGGAUGAAAGAUGAUGAAAGAUACCUGGAUAUCAAUGUGUGCAUUCUAGAGAACUACCCAGAGUGCUCCAACCCCAGAGUUUUCUACAUCAUUCCCUACUUCUGUGGACAGCAUCCUCAAUGCAGGGAGCCAGGAAUAUGGGCUCUGGAGAGGGCCAAACAGAAUGUUCAGGAGAACUACCUCCUUGUAGGUAUACUGGAGGAGCUGGAGGAUGUUCUGCUCCUGUUGGAGAGGCUCUUACCUCAUUACUUUACUGGAGUACUCAACAUCUACAAGAGCCCUGACUACAAGAAGAUGGGGAACAUGACAGGCACAGUCCGUAAACAUACACCCACUCUGGAGGCCCUGCAGGUGCUGUACCACCGCAUGCGCUACGAGUAUGAGUUCUACAACUUCAUCCGAGACCAGUUCCACCUCAUGAAGAAAAAAAUUGGCCUCAAGUCUGUCUCCCAACCCCCCGCCCACUCACCCGCUUUCCUACGAGAGCUGGCCCUCCGAACCCCAGAGCCUCUGGAUGAAGACGAGGAGCUGGACACAGACCUGGAGGAUGCCAACAGCUGGCUGGUUCAUUCCUAAAGACUGUUUCAUGAACAGUGGAUGUAGCCCGAAAGAGCUUGUUGGCUAGAAUUGGCUGGAGAUAGCAGGAGGCAGCCUGAGGGCAAAGGGGAGCGUUCCCCGUCCUUCAGCAUUCCUAAGAAAAGUGAGGUGUGUUUAGGGGUGUGUGGAUAGUGAUGCUCGUGUUUUGACGGGCUCUGUUUUCCAUAUGCAGUAGACUCCUAUCAUGACAGACUCAGCACUGAGGACUAUAGGGUUGAGUAAUUGGAAGGACAAAAUGCUCUAUUUAAAAAAUUGACCAAGGACAGUGGGAAAUAAUGUUAUGCUCAAUUUGCUUGACUCAAGUUUUGUUUUAAUUUGAGCUUGUUUUUGGGUUAAUUUAUGUAAAAAACAAAGCAUCAUUGCUGUUAUCUCCAGGAGAGAUUAGUGCAAGAUGAUAUUCGAAAUGUUGGUCGCUGGGGGUGUUUACUGUAGGCAAAAACUUCAGAAACUUAGUCCAAGAAAGAGCUUCAUACUCCAUGAAAGGGGUUAAUGUCCUAAAAGCUGGAAUGGGAAAUGGUAUACACGAAUAAAAAAGUACCAAAACCCCUUUUUUGUAUUAGUUGUCUAGGACUGUUGUAAGUGCCAAACCUUGCUAACCCCCAAUUUCCACCGGUUGCGGAACGUCUGCAGAUCCGCUCCGGAACGGCGGCGGAGUCAUUAGGUUUCCAUUAAAGUCAGUGUGUGUAUUUCCACUGACUUCAGAACGGCUGCGUUCUGACUCCGGCACAACUCCGGCGAUCCUCAGCCCUCCGCAGCAGAUACGCAGAGCUUCUAUUUUUGCCGGAGAACUCCGCAGCAAUUCAGCACACGGCAGAUAGUGCGGGACAGGAAGUCGAGCACAGAAACAAAAUAAAA